AUGCAGCUCUGGGUCUCUCCCUCACUUUUUCUGCUUCUCCUCCUCUGCCAAGAGCUUCGAUCAGAAUUAAGACCAGCUGGGUGGGAAGAAAUAGAGCUCAGCGCAUGGACAAGCUCCCAAUUGUACCCGGGGCCAUCCCAGCCCCUGGCAUGUGGGACUAACAAGGGGAAGCCGAUAGGUUUGGCCCCUCUCAACCACUUUCUCUCUUUAGGCAAACCUGUCACCAGAAAUGUAUGCAAACUUCCUAUGGAAAUCGGACUUUGUCGAGGCUUAGUCCUGCGAUGGUUUUACAACUGGAAAACUUACGAAUGUGAGCUUUUUUCCUACGGAGGCUGCAAUGGCAAUGACAACAACUUUAUGGAUAAAGAAGUGUGUGAGAAAGCUUGCAAGGACACCUGA
Messenger RNA from Vicugna pacos (alpaca), 399 nucleotides. Lineage: Eukaryota; Metazoa; Chordata; Mammalia; Artiodactyla; Camelidae. The record is from RefSeq and is a predicted model, not a curated record.